Messenger RNA from Pelodiscus sinensis (Chinese soft-shelled turtle), 2082 nucleotides. It is a transcript of the gene MTMR9, whose product is annotated as myotubularin related protein 9. Gene Ontology annotation, molecular function: protein phosphatase binding. Lineage: Eukaryota; Metazoa; Chordata; Testudines; Trionychidae. Gene Ontology annotation, cellular component: cytoplasm. Gene Ontology annotation, biological process: phosphatidylinositol dephosphorylation; negative regulation of autophagy. The record is from RefSeq and is a predicted model, not a curated record.
UGUGCCUCCCUGCCAGUUCCCAGCCCCCUGCGCUCGGGGAAGGGCCCUGGGGAUAGUCUGGAUCCCCCCCCCUUUGGCCCCAGGAGAGUGGAGAGUUCGGGCUCGCCCCCUGCCAGCUGCUUACCUGCCAAGGUCGCGCCCAGGCCUGUGCCAGCCCCGGGGAGACAUGGAGUUUGCAGAGCUCAUCAAGACACCCCGCGCGGAUAACGUGGUCCUGCACCGCCCCUUCUAUCCGGCGGUGGAGGGGACCCUGUGCUUGACUGGCCACCACCUCAUCCUCUCCUCCCGGCGCCAGGACAAUGCUGAGGAGCUGUGGCUGCUGCACUCCAACAUUGACUCCAUAGAAAAAAGGUUUGUUGGCUCGUUAGGCACCAUCAUUAUAAAAUGCAAAGAUCUGCGGAUUAUUCAACUGGAUAUACCUGGAAUGGAGGAGUGUCUGAAUAUUGCUAGCUCUAUUGAGGCGUUGUCUACCCUGGAUUCGGUCACUUUGAUGUAUCCCUUCUUUUACCGGCCCAUGUUUGAAGUUGUCGAAGAUGGCUGGCGCGCCUUUCUGCCUGAGCGAGAGUUCGAACAUCUCAGUUCAGUGACGAACGAAUGGCGCCUGAGCUACGUCAACAAGGAUUUCUCGGUCUGCCCCUCCUACCCGCCCGCUGUCACUGUCCCCAAAUCGAUUGACGACGAGGCUCUUCGGAGAGUCGCGACGUUUCGCCACGGGGGCCGCUUCCCCGUCCUCAGCUAUUACCAUAAGAAGAACGGGAUGGCAAUGAUGCGGAGUAGCCAGCCCCUCACAGGUACCAAUGGGAGACGGUGUAAGGAAGACUCAGCACUUAUUAAUGCCACCCUGAGGGCCGGCAAGCGGGGCUACAUCAUUGAUACCCGCUCCCUGAACGUUGCUCAGCAGGCCAGAGCCAAGGGUGGCGGCUUUGAACAGGAAGUUCAGUAUCCUCAGUGGAGGCGGAUUCACAAGUCUAUCGAGAGGUAUAACAUUCUGCAAGAAAGUCUCAUCAAACUCGUGGAAGCUUGCAACGAUCAGUCGCACAACAUGGACCGCUGGCUAAGUAAACUGGAAGCUUCCAACUGGCUGACUCACAUCAAAGAGAUACUAACUGCGGCUUGUCUGGCUGCGCAGUGCAUUGACAGGGAAGGCGCGUCCGUGUUAGUCCACGGGACGGAAGGAACCGAUUCUACACUCCAGAUUACGUCUUUGGCUCAGAUCAUCUUGGAUCCAAGGUGCAGGACCAUACGGGGCUUUGAGGCUCUUGUUGAGAGAGAGUGGUUACAGGCCGGUCACCCGUUUCAGCAGCGCUGCGCUCAGUCGGCAUACUCCAACAGCAAGCAGAAAUGGGAGUCCCCCGUGUUUUUUCUCUUCUUGGACUGCGUGUGGCAGAUCCUGCGCCAGUUCCCCUGCUCUUUUGAGUUCAACGACCAGUUCCUCAUCCUGCUCUUUGAACACGCCUACGCCUCCCAGUUCGGCACGUUUCUGGGCAACAACGAAAAUGAAAGGUGUAAGCUGAAGCUGCCCCAGAAGACUAUGUCCCUGUGGUCUUGGGUGAAUCGGCCGCAGGAACUGAGCAAAUUCAAGAAUCCGCUCUUUGAGGCCAACAGCCUCGUCAUCUGGCCAUCUGUCGCACCCCAGAGCCUGCAGCUUUGGGAAGGUGUCUUUCUCCGUUGGAGUAGGUCCUCCAAGUUUCUGGAUGAAGCCUACGAAGAAAUGAACAACAUCAUCGAAUACAACAAGGAACUUCAGGCAAAAGUCAAUGCGCUGAGGAGGCAGUUGGCAGAACUGGAAACAGAUGACGGAAUGCAGGAGAGCUCCUGAGAUCCUGCAGGGCUCUGGGUACCAGGUUUUUCCUCUCAACUCACCGUUACACUAAAGACUUUGCAGAGAAUGUGCAUGUGUUGCAGAACCCUCUGGUGCAAUUGAUCCUCCGCCCUUCACUGCUAAAACCUUCACGUUACACUAGCUCCAUCCCUUCUGUUUGGGGGGGUCUCUGGUUUUGUUGUUUACAGGGGAUGUGCACAAUUCAGCAUAGUGUUCUCUCUUGACAGUUGCUGCCUUGAAUAAAUUGUGUAGUCUCCGCA